Molecule: messenger RNA, 2418 nt
Organism: Caenorhabditis bovis
Lineage: Eukaryota; Metazoa; Nematoda; Chromadorea; Rhabditida; Rhabditidae
Source: the annotation of a GenBank genome assembly
AUGCGAAUUCCAUGUGAGGCGGUACUUAUGGUUUCAUUGGCUGGCCGGCCACCAAAGAGAAAACGGCCCACCAAGGCGUUCCUAGUACUGUCGCGAAGAGCUACGCGUGAGGAUGGAAGAAGUCACGAUUAUUUCAUUCAAGUGCGAUUGCCGACAUCGAAAUCAGAGGAGAAUAAGUUCAAGCUUCCACCAUUCCCAGAAAUCAUGUCAAGGUCAAUUCACGAAGGAAAAAUCAGUUUCGUUUUUGGAAAUACUACUGUCUUAAUUAGUCAGGCUGACUCGAAGUUAUUAACGCGCCUGUUAGAAACUCUUGGAAAGAUUAGGCGUGGUGAAACUGUAGAACUAGACAGUUUAACGGUGAGCAGCAAUGAUUUUAAGCCGUCAAGAAUUGAAGUUCGUGAAACGUCAGAAUACUUAGCAAAACGGAAAGGUUUUUCACCAUUUUUGGAAACCCUUACAAUUCAACCUGGAUGCAUCAAUCAGAUUGAUCAUCAAUGGCAAAUGUGCAAAAAACUUAAAGUUAUCAAUUUUUCUGGGAACCCCAUAUUGGAACGUGCAAAAUCAUCCGAUUUUGGAGUUUUUCGAAAUUUGGAACAUGUUGCAUCGAUUUGCUUGGCAGAUUGUGAUAUUGGUAAUAGUCCAAUUGAGAAACAGACCCUGUUCUUCAACUCGCUUCCGCCUAACAUUUCGUUCAUAGAUUUGUCUGGAAAUAAUUUGAAAAUUGUUCCAAAUCUUUACAAAUAUCGCCACGUGAACGGGUUGUCAAUUGCGAAUAAUCGAAUCAAAGUUCUUCCCGGACGGCUUUUCAAAUGUCUUGAACUGAGAACAUUGGACAUUGGUAAGAAUCCGAUCAGUUAUUUGCCCAAUGUAUUUCAUUUCACGACUUCCCUUCAGAAAAUUGAUACAUCAGAGACAUUUAUUGAAAGAGUACAUGAGAAAGAAGAAAUGCGCAUUCUGUCGAGAUUCAAUCUCAGAUUUAUUCAUACGGAUGGUGUCGAUACGCUUAAAGCAAUUGCGGCGAAUGUCAUUCAUAAACAUUCGAACUUAAUGAGAAUUGCCCCACACGUCUUACCGCGAACAUUGAUUCAAGAAACACUUGAUUUUUAUGAUGAUCUAAGUUGGCUGUCAGCCUUGGGAAUGACCGAUGAUCUUUCUCUACUUCUUCAGCAACGAAUCGAGGAAUGUGAAAGAUUAAAAGUUGAAAUUUUUGAAGCAAAAUUUUCAAACGUUGAAGGAGUUUUUAAAAUGAGGAAUCGAUUAGACGCUGAGCUGAGAUUUUUGAGAACUAUAGAAGAUGGUGUCAAACCGUUAGAAAGGAAGUACCUAGAUACUACAAACGUAACUCAUUUGAGCAACAUUAUUCACUCAAUUGAGAAAUUUGAAGAUGUCAUUGGAAUUUUGCACACAUUCGCGAUUCGAAACGUAUCUCAUUACUCCGAUGAGCACACUUUGAAACAUACGGUUGAUAUUGUGGCCAACAACGGCCAAAAAUGGGUAAAAAUUGUAUCUAGAUCAGCUCGUGGAAUUUUAAUGGACUGGAUGACGGGCUGUUCGAGAAAUGUUUUCAACCAGGCCAAAGAUUACAUUCGAAUGUCGCACAAGUUCAAAUAUAAUUUUGCUCCGCCGAAAAUUUGCGUAUAUUUUUGCGCUGGUGUCGCUGAUAAAAUGGCAGAGAAAUUAAAAAGAAAAAAUAUUGAGGUCAUAGGAAAUUUAAUUGAGAUUGAUACAAUUACGAAAGUCCCCGAUGAUUUUCUUGAAAUGUUGGAAGAAGAUUCAGAAAUUGAAUAUUCUAGCAAUGAAAGUGAUGAUGACGAUGAAGAGAGCGGAGUGACACUUAGCGGCAAUAUGAUGGACACAAAGGGAAAAGUGGUCAACUUGGACGUUUCGGCUGUUUUCGUUCUGAUUUCGAAUAUGACACAUGGAGGAGGAGCAAAUCAUAGGUUUGCGAGCCCUCUCCUCGAGAUGCAGGCAGUACAGGAACGAGAAAAACCGGCGAAACCCGCUCUUGAGCGAAUAAUGAAAGAUAAGCAAUUGCUUAUUUGCCAGACUGCGUAUGAUGCGGUUGUUAAAAUAAUGUCUACUGUUAGUGGGCCUACUGAGAUGGAGCGUUGGAAAGAACUGGAAAAAAAACUCAAAAUUGUCCCCGAUCGGAUUUCGGAUCGUGCUAGCAACUUGGCCAUGUCGGAUCGGAUUAAAGAGCGGAAUCUAAAAAUUUUUGGCUCGGGGGAUUAUUAUCAAGCGGUCACUUUAACUGCGAAUAAACAUUUUGUAUCUUCGGCAUAUCAUCAGGGGGUUGCAUUUAACGCAUUUAUACACGAAUCUAGAGCCCUAAGCGAGCAGAAAGAACGCCAUCUUGAUUGGGUACCUCCACAGGGACCGAGGCCGACCCAUGCAAGAAGAUAUUACGAGGAUUACUAA